AUGACGGAUACCUCAGCUGUCGAGGUUCCGAAGGAUUCGUUGUUCCGUAAACGCCGGCUCAAUUUUACUCUCGACUUCAAAAAAGAAGCUGUUCAGUUUGCGAUCAAGACAAAUAACGUAAAAGCGGCGGAGAGGUUUUCAGUAUCUCGUCAGUGCAUCCAGAAUUGGAAAGAACAACAGGCGGAGCUGGAAAGUGCUGUAGAGAAAGAUGGUGCGAAAAGAAGAAGAUUGAACGGUGCAGGACGACAUGUAAAAGACGCUGAUUUCGAUGAGAACCUUUCUGCUUGGGUUCGCGAAAAACGUGCAAAGAAGUUACGCGUUACAAGAAGAAUGAUCCAGCAACGCGCUCGUGAAUGCUCGGACUUUAAGGUAUAA
This is a messenger RNA of Caenorhabditis remanei, 375 nucleotides long. RefSeq lists its product as uncharacterized. The transcript has a single exon. Gene Ontology annotation, molecular function: sequence-specific DNA binding. The coding region runs from base 1 to 375 and encodes 124 amino acids. The record is from RefSeq and is a predicted model, not a curated record. Lineage: Eukaryota; Metazoa; Nematoda; Chromadorea; Rhabditida; Rhabditidae.